Messenger RNA from Echinostoma caproni, 261 nucleotides. The record is from the annotation of a GenBank genome assembly. Lineage: Eukaryota; Metazoa; Platyhelminthes; Trematoda; Plagiorchiida; Echinostomatidae.
AUGACUGCGCGAAACACCUGCCAGGAGCUUGUUUUCGACUGGUUGGACAACUCCGUGUUUAGGCGAAUUGCCGUGAGUGCGUCAGAGGAAAAAGGGAUCAUGCAAACAAUCGAUGCGUUGUCAUCAGAACUCAUUUCCAACGAAAGACGAGAUCAAAUUUACUAUGAUGGAUUGAUAGCCGAUUUGAGUGAAUCUGGUCGUGUUCGACGAUUCACAAAAGAGCGGUACAAUCUCGUGAACGGUCUAGAUGUCGUAAGUUAA